UCUGCCAGGAAGCUGUAUGGGAAGCCUUUCGUAUUUUUCUGGACCGGAUUCCUGAUACUUCUGAAUAUCAGAACUGGGUUACUGCCUGCCAGAGGGAAACUUUCUGCAUAUUUGACAUUGGCAAAAACUUCAGCAACUCCCAAGAGCACCUGGAAAUAAUCCAACGGCGAGUAAAACAUAGAACCUUCCAGGAAAGGAAAGAUGAAAUAUCCACAGAGAAAACAGGUGGCAAAAAGCUAGAAGACAUUCCUUCCAUUCCUACAGGUGUCCCUGGCACAUCCAUGACUCCAUAUGUAACGGCACCUAACGGCACAUUGCUCAAUGAAAUUGUUAAUGACACAAAGAUUCCUGUGAAGGAGCUGGGAACGAAUACGGUCCCAGAACUGCCUGUGGAGCAAAUGGUAGAAUUCAGUGUCACUCUCACUGAUCAGGAGUACACAGCUGAACUUAAUGAUCCCAACUCCCCACAGUACCGACAACUAGCUGCCAAAUUUCAGCUGCAGAUGCAAAAAAUAUUUGAGAAACUUCCAGGAUUCAAAGAAAUCCACGUAUUAGGAUUUAAACAGAAGAAGGAGAAAGAUGGAUCAAGCAGUACUAUAGCACGAUAUGUGGUAAACUUUGAGAGAGAUGGCUCAGAAAUCAAAAGCACAGCAGGUGACAUCUCAACUAUUGGAUCUAAUAAGGUUGAAAAUGAAAAAAUUCCGCUUUCUCCAAAGGAAGAGAGGGAGAUAUCAGCAACUAAACUCACAGUAACAGACCUCCAGCAACUGGUUGCCAUAGCACUCCAUGAAGACCAGUCCCUGCCAGUGGACCUCGGAACACUUCAGUUUACUGAUGAAUCUAUUGUACCAUCUAGUGAUUUUGAUAAUGAUAUCCAGGCCAUGGUCACUGUUCCUCUGGCAGGCCCUGAUUUGGAGGACUCCAUGAGUGUGGAACUCCCACUGGGCUACCCCAGCCCAGCAACAGUGGACCGAACAGGAGACAUCCUGUUCAACGAAUUUACAACUGGAAUCCCUGUGCAAAGUGGAGACAUAAGUGACCCUGAAGACUUCAAUAAUUUUGUUUCAUCUGAACCUGUGUUCCCUACCAAACCUUCCAGAGAACCAUUUCAGGAGAAAUCUGCUCCAGACGCUGAAGAUAUCUCUGCUGUCCACCAAAGUUUCACAGUGCCUUUCAGUGCUCUGAGUAGCACUAGUAGUCCUCCAAAACCAGGGAAUUCCUAUUUGCCUCCUCCAGCAGAUGAUUCUGCUAGCAGUGACUUUAUUACCGAUGGCUAUGAGUCUCCAGUGGAACAGGCUACCACACUGGCAGUUUAUACUACAAGUAGCUUUAUCGCUCCUAGUCUCCUGCAAGAGAAAACUGAAGCUGCAGAUAUAACAGGACCAUCUUUCAAGGAAGUUGACCAAGAUAGUCUGUCUGGACAAGCAGUUAAGAUCAUGGAUGAACCAGAAUCAUCAGGCGAUGACAUUUUAGCGCCAGCCAGCACUUACGAAACUUUGCCUUUCUUUAUUGGUUCAAGUGAUCUCUCUACCACUCAGCCUGAAGAUGUUACUACAGCUGUGCUACCAUCAGACCAAACAGCACUGCUGCCUUCAGCAACCAGGCCAUCCUACAGCCUCUCAGAGGUCAUCGAACAGUCCCUUGAGGUACCAGACUCCACGGCGCCUGGGACAGGAGUGCAGGAUAUUGCUGCUGAGGUAGAUCACAUCAGUGUGAUGAGCACAGCUGCACUGGAUGAAGUGGAGCAUGGCAGCGGUUACAUCCCAGCGCUGACAACUGAGACUGCAGAAGCCACCCUAGCUCCUACGCUGAAGUAUGUAACUACCAGCUCCAUGACAACCGCAGCCAAAGGCAAAGAGCUAGUGGUUUUCUUCAGCCUGAGGGUAACCAACAUGCACUUUUCUGAUGACCUCUUCAAUAGGAGCUCGACAGAAUACAAAGCGCUAGAACAACAGUUCAUGCAAUUGCUACUUCCAUACCUUCAGUCCAACCUCACAGGUUUUAAGCAAUUGGAAAUACUUAACUUCAGGAACGGAAGUGUCAUUGUGAAUAGCAAAAUGAAAUUUGCCAGGACAGUGCCAUACAAUAUCACAGAAGCAGUACACUGUGUUUUGGAAGAUUUCUGUGAUGCUGCAGCCCAGCGCCUCAAUUUGGAGAUUGACAGCUAUUCCCUGGAUAUUGAGCCAGCUGAUCAGGCAGACCCAUGCAAAUUCAUGGCAUGUGACAAGUUUUCCGAAUGCAUAAUGAACGAGUGGACAAAAGAGGCUGACUGCCUCUGUAAACCUGGUUACGCAAGCCAAGACGGAUUACCCUGCCGGAGCCUUUGUGAGCUUGAACCGCAUCUUUGCAUCAAUGGGGGGAAAUGUGAGUUAGUUCCAGGAAGAGGAGCUGUCUGCAGGUCACCAGAUGAGUUUACAAAGCCAGGACUGACAAGUUAG
This is a messenger RNA of Nestor notabilis (Kea), 2438 nucleotides long. It is a transcript of the gene IMPG1, whose product is annotated as interphotoreceptor matrix proteoglycan 1. The transcript has 14 exons. The annotation marks the transcript as partial. NCBI's taxonomy places the organism in Eukaryota, Metazoa, Chordata, Aves, Psittaciformes, Psittacidae. Gene Ontology annotation, biological process: visual perception. The record is from RefSeq and is a predicted model, not a curated record.